This is a messenger RNA of Daldinia vernicosa, 520 nucleotides long. RefSeq lists its product as uncharacterized. Lineage: Eukaryota; Fungi; Ascomycota; Sordariomycetes; Xylariales; Hypoxylaceae. The record is from RefSeq and is a predicted model, not a curated record. The coding region runs from base 137 to 427 and encodes 96 amino acids. The transcript has a single exon.
UUUCUCAACCAAGUUACAUAAAGUUACAUACCUAAGAUGACUAAGAAACCCCCCUUUUAACCCAAGGGCUGACGUCUAUCGACAUACCCACGCACAUUUUGACGAGGGAAACAAUCGCUCCCAUAAAUCGUACGACAUGUAUAGCCUGGGUAUUAUUCCUGUAGAAACUGCUUUAUGGAAGCCUAUUGAGAUGAUCUUGAAGAUCGAAGACUUGGCGACAAUGAAACCUACCGACUUACGCAAUGUACGUGGGAAACUGCUAGACUUACCGGAUAAUCAUGCCGAAGAAAGUAAAACCGCAUUGGUAUCCAAAAAUUCGGAGCAUUUGGUGGAAGUUGGACGCACGUUUGGAGAUUCCUACCGCGAUAUCGUAGAGAUAUGUCUUUGCGCAAAUGAGGUGGAGCGGCGAACAUACUGUCAGGAUUAAUGCCCGUUGAGGUCAUUCAUACACAGAGUGGAUGUCUAAGGUAGGUAGACCAAGUAAUAGAUUGUAUUGAACUAGUAACGCCUGGCCUUCUAU